Messenger RNA from Calypte anna (Anna's hummingbird), 1238 nucleotides. RefSeq names its product DIMT1 rRNA methyltransferase and ribosome maturation factor (gene DIMT1). The record is from RefSeq and is a predicted model, not a curated record. NCBI's taxonomy places the organism in Eukaryota, Metazoa, Chordata, Aves, Apodiformes, Trochilidae. Gene Ontology annotation, molecular function: rRNA (adenine-N6,N6-)-dimethyltransferase activity. Gene Ontology annotation, cellular component: mitochondrial matrix. Bases 23 to 946 code for a protein of 307 amino acids. The transcript has 12 exons. Gene Ontology annotation, biological process: rRNA methylation.
CCGAUUGGUGCCGGCGGACGCCAUGCCCAAGGUGCGGGCUGGGAAGCGGCCGCGGCUGGAGCGCCGGGAGGGCCGCGCCACGGGUAUCCGCUUCAACACCGGGGCCGGACAGCACAUCCUGAAGAACCCCCUCGUCGUCAACAGCAUCAUUGAGAAGGCUGCCCUGCGACGUACUGAUGUCAUUCUGGAAGUAGGCCCGGGAACUGGUAACUUGACGGUGAAGAUGUUAGAGAAAGUAAAAAAAGUUAUUGCUUGUGAAAUAGACCCUAGGCUUGUUGGUGAACUUCAGAAGAGAGUGCAGGGCACGUGUCUGGCAAACAAACUUGAAAUCAAGGUUGGAGAUAUCUUGAAAACAGACUUGCCAUUCUUUGAUGCAUGUGUGGCUAACUUGCCUUACCAGAUUUCUUCACCUUUUGUUUUCAAGUUGUUGCUUCAUAGGCCUUUUUUCAGGUGUGCAAUCCUUAUGUUUCAAAGGGAAUUUGCACUUCGCUUGGUUGCAAAACCAGGAUCUAAACUAUACUGCAGACUCUCUAUUAAUACUCAGUUAUUAGCUCGAGUUGACCAUCUGAUGAAGGUUGGAAAGAACAACUUCAGGCCUCCUCCCAAAGUUGAAUCCAGUGUUGUCAGAAUAGAGCCAAAGAACCCACCACCACCCAUCAACUUCCAGGAAUGGGAUGGUCUGGUAAGGAUAGCCUUUGUUAGGAAAAACAAGACACUCUCUGCAGCAUUUAAGUCAAGUGCUGUAGAGCAGUUGCUGGAUCGAAAUUAUCGAAUUCAUUGUUCUUUACAUAAUACAGAAAUUCCCGAAAACUUUAAAAUUGCAGAGAAAAUACAGACAGUCCUAAAGAAUACAGGUUACUCUGAAAAACGAGCCCGUUCAAUGGAUAUAGAUGAUUUCAUUAGACUGCUGCAUGGCUUCAAUUCAGAAGGCAUCCAUUUCUCAUAGACUCUACUAGAAGAAUGAAACAGGUUCCAUAUUCUGUCACCAAAUUCUUACCUAAGCUAGAGUGACUGCAAUGGGAUAAGCUUUUCUCACAGAAGCAAUAACAGUAUGCAGCAUACACUCUGUGGUUCUUACUAAAACCAUACAUGUAAUUUUAUCACAGACAGUAGCCAAGAAGCUGAAGCCCUGUAUUUUAAAAGCAGUGAAUUCUUUGACAGCUGAAGUAAGGUGCUGGAGUUCCACAUGUCAGUGUAUUUUUAAAUUUACUGAGUAACAUGGAUUGAUGCUGCCAUAA